AUGGCUGCUGUAGCUGUUCUACGCAGUGAUUCCCUGCAAGCAUUUCUCCAGGAUCGCACUCCAAAUUCUUCCCCUGAGUCGGCCAAGCAGUCUCCUCUGGCUCUUUUGGCUGCAACAUGCAACCGGAUCGGACAGACUGGGUCAGCUCACACUGAUUUUUUCCAGAUCCCAUACGAUCCAUCUCUGAGUUCGCCGUCUCGCAUCUUCCACCCCUGGAGUAACGAGAUCCCGUCCAACCCAGGCGGGAUGCCAUCCCACUCCAGCCUAGCUCUAAGUCCUCCGAAAGUUCAUCAGCUACCGCCACAUCUUCAGACGCCCUACGGGUCACAUGAACUUCCUCUCACUCCACCGGCGGAGCCGUCUUAUCCGUUCGAACUAUCCCCCGUCAAGAUGCUGCCUUCAUCUAUGCAGACCUUAGCUUCGAGUUGCCAGCCGACCUAUGUCCCCGCUGUCACCUAUGGCACAUCAACUCCCAUCAGUUCAGCGAUGACAGGGUUUGUUCCAACAGGAUCCACCUUACUUUCACAUCAGCACAGGCACAUGUCUCCCAACCAAGUAGAGGACGUACCGUGGUGGAGCAUUCAACAGUGCAGCAGUGUCAGCCACUCCUCGUCCAUUGCUCCACAUCGCUUCCCUCUGCAACGUUCCUUGGUCUUGGGACAUUCAGAUUUCGCCCAGUACCAAACUCAGAUAGCUGCCCUUCUUCAUACUAAAUCUCCACUGGCUACAGCCCGGAGGUGCAGAAGAUGCCGCUGCCCCAAUUGCCAGUCAUCGAGCAAUGGAGACGAGCCCGGCAAGAAGAAGCAGCACAUUUGCCAUAUUCCGGGUUGCGGGAAGGUUUACGGCAAGACGUCUCACCUGAAGGCUCAUCUGAGAUGGCACACUGGCGAGAGGCCCUUCGUCUGCAACUGGUUGUUCUGCGGCAAAAGUUUCACUCGGUCGGAUGAGCUGCAGAGGCAUCUGAGGACUCACACUGGGGAGAAACGCUUUGCGUGCCCAGAAUGUGGCAAAAGAUUUAUGAGAAGCGACCAUCUGGCCAAGCACGUUAAAACACAUCAAAACAAAAAAUCAAAACUUAGCGUGGAAAAUGUGAAAAGGGAAGACGGAAAUAUGUUAGGGCACAACUGA
Mobula hypostoma (lesser devil ray) is the source of this 1128-nucleotide messenger RNA. It is a transcript of the gene sp5a, whose product is annotated as Sp5 transcription factor a. Gene Ontology annotation, biological process: regulation of transcription by RNA polymerase II. The record is from RefSeq and is a predicted model, not a curated record. The transcript is spliced from 2 exons. NCBI's taxonomy places the organism in Eukaryota, Metazoa, Chordata, Chondrichthyes, Myliobatiformes, Myliobatidae. Bases 1 to 1128 code for a protein of 375 amino acids. Gene Ontology annotation, molecular function: DNA-binding transcription factor activity, RNA polymerase II-specific; RNA polymerase II cis-regulatory region sequence-specific DNA binding.